Molecule: messenger RNA, 2004 nt
Organism: Macrosiphum euphorbiae (potato aphid)
Lineage: Eukaryota; Metazoa; Arthropoda; Insecta; Hemiptera; Aphididae
Source: the annotation of a GenBank genome assembly
AUGACGUUCGUGUUGUGUUUUGUAGCAAGUGUUAUAUCGGACAUAAAUGACUGUCGGUUGGCGUAUGAUAACAUGCUAACGGCCCGAAUAUUCGUCGAGCCUAUGCCGUUCAAAUUGCUGGUUGUUCGAUGGUUUUUUUUGGCAAUUAGCGUGCAAAUUGUUUUUUCAAGACCCAUUCAAGAAUCCAACAAUACAAGUCGACAGGCCCGAUCAACGCCAAUCUACGAAGAUGUGCAAGGGUAUUUGAUGAAGUUCGGUUACUUGCCAGAAUCGGAUCUAGAAACGGGCAAUAACUUGAGGGACGGAAGUCAACUACACGAUGCUCUGCGAACAUUGCAGACGUUUGGAAAUAUUCCUAUCACCGGUAAAUUGGACGAGGCCACUAAACAGUUGAUGAAGAGACCUAGAUGUGGCGUUUCCGAUAUUUCACAGACAGCGGGCCAGCACCGGACCAAACGCUACACCCUGCAAGGUCAAAAAUGGCAUCACGUCAACCUGACGUGGAGUUUGCGGACGAGGCGUUUGGAUAAAGUAGACCACGGAUGGGUGAGGUCGGACUUGAACAAAGCGUUUCAAGUGUGGGCCCAAUAUUCCAAACUCACGUUUCGGGAAGUUAACAGCGAAUCUGCAGACAUUCUGGUGUUUUUUGAAAAAGGUUACCACGGCGACGGAUAUCCGUUCGAUGGGCCGGGUCAAGUGUUGGCUCACGCAUUUUUCCCGGGCACCGGACGAGGAGGAGACGCUCAUUUUGACGAGGAAGAAGAAUGGCUGGUGGCCGACAAGACAAGCAAAGACGGAACCAGUUUGUUCAGGGUGGCCGUGCACGAAUUCGGUCACUCACUCGGUCUUUCGCACUCAUCGGCACAAGACGCAUUGAUGUUCCCAUGGUAUCAGGAUCUGAAAUCCAACUUUGAACUUCCCAACGAUGACCGGAUCGGUAUACAGAUCCUUUACGGUGCAAAAGAUGACAAGAUCUGGGGUGACAUACCGGCGUACAGACCGACUUCGCAGAGACCGGAUCCAUCGACUACCGUUCCGACGAUAUCUAGUACAGCUAGAACAGUAAUUACCAAGUCCAUGACCAGUAUCACCAAUCCCGUUACCCCAGUGACAUACACUACCAGCAGACCAAUGCCACCGAGACGACCGCCCGUAGCAGUGGUCGUCGACGACAAACCGGACUUUUGCAACACAUCAUUCGAUGCAGUGUCAAUCAUACGAAAGGAUACGUUCUUCUUCAAGGGCAAAUACACGUGGAGACUGGGCCCAAAGGGAGUUUACGCCGGAUAUCCGGCUCUAAUUUCACGGCUGUGGUACAAUCUGCCAGAAGACAUGAACCAGGUGGACGCGGUGUACGAAAGGCAAGACGGAAAGAUUGUGUUUUUCAUAGGUCGUCAAUAUUACCUGUUCGACGGCAACAACCCUCUGCGAGGAUACCCGAAGCCGUUGACGACGCUCGGACUGCCCGAAGAGCUGGACCGUGUGGACGCGGCCAUCGUCUGGGGUCACAACAGCAAAACGUACAUAUUCAGCGGCACCAUGUACUGGAGAUGUGACGAUGAAACUGGUCAGAUGGAGUUGGACUAUCCGCGGGACAUAUCGUCUGUAUGGCGUGGCGCGGGAUACAACAUCGACGCGGCGUUCCAAUGGCACGACGGUGCAACGUACUUCUUCAAGAAUCGAGAUUUCUGGAAGUUCAACGAUCUCAGGAUGCGCGUCGAACAGGAGGAGCCCAGGUCGAUUGGCGAGUUCUGGUUCAACUGCACUGCGGUCGGCGGGGCAAACGGCGACCGGUGGCCCGUCACCAAGAACAAGGGCCGGACGACUGGUCAGAAGGGCUCUGCGGGCCGCGGUGGCCGAUUUCGGACCGCAGACGACGGCCCGUCUGGCAGCGGCGAGGUCAGCUCUUCGGGGUCAGUCUCCAUCGAUCAUACGCCUUCUCCGAUCGUCGAGUGGUCGGUUACGAUGGCGUCGAUCGCGGCAAUCGUUCGGUGGGCACGAUGA